ACCGGACGGUUUUCAAAUUAUCGAAGCAGUUGCCCUCUGUUCCCACGCAAUGAGUGAACAGGUGGGCGAGAAUUCCGCUGGUGGCGCCUCGGUAGGAGAUAGCGAGGGUCCAGGUCCACGCCGAGGAAGAGCACGGCCUUCAAGCGGGUCAGGGAUGGCGGGGUGGGGCGGGAAACGGUGUGCGUCAGGCGCCAGGCAGCGCGGUGUUAUGCAAGGGGGUGUCGGUGGCAAUGCAGUAGCUCGUCCAAAUCAUAGCGGAAGUACGAUGGUGCUGGGGGUGCGCUGGGCGCCGCUGGCCACGCCCCUGUCACGCCGGCUGCAGACCCUCGUCGUGGCGUGGUGGAUGUACUCGCUGUUCCUCGCUCCUUGGAUCGUCUGGGGCCUCAUCACCAUCCUCUUCCUGAACCCGCUGUUGCGAUGCCUUGUGCCGCUGUAUCUCAGUUGGAUGUACUUCGACCGGCACACCUGUGACCGCGGGGGCAGGAGAAACGGGCGGGGGCUCGGGUGGGUGCGAGGCUGCGUGCUGUGGAACCUCUUCCGUGACUACUUCCCCGUCACCCUCGUCAAGACAGCUGAGCUGCCACCCGACUCCAACUACCUGCUGUGCUCCUACCCGCACGGCAUCAUAGGCACGGGCGUGCUCUCCAGCUUCGGGACGGACGCGCUCGGGGUGAGGAAGCUGUUCCCAGGGACGACGCCCAACCUGGUCACGCUGCGGCAGAACUUCAAGGUGCCCUUCCUGAGGGAGAUGCUGCUCUCGCAGGGGUUGAUCAGCGCCGCCGACAAGAGCAUUCGCUACGCGCUGUCCGACCCCAAGAAGGGCCGCCUCGUGGUUCUGGUGGUGGGCGGCGCGGCCGAGGCGCAGCUGUCCGAGCCGGGCGACUACCGCAUCGUGCUCAAGAGGAGGAAGGGCUUCGUGCGCGUCGCCCUGCAGGAGGGCGUGCCGCUGGUGCCCGUCUUCACGUUCAACGAGCACAAGCUGCUUUCACAAGUGCGCGGCUCUUUCAUGGACCGGCUGCAGAGCUGGGCGCGGCGCUCUAUCGGCUUCGUCCCCGUGGUGCCCGUGGGCCGCGGCGUGUUCCAGUACUCCUUCGGCGCCGUGCCUCACCGGCUGCCCCUCACCGUCGUCGUGGGGAAGCCCAUCCCGGUGCAGCGGGUGGCGGAGCCCAGCCGAGAGCAGAUCGCCGACCUGAUGGACAAGUUCGAGAAGGCGCUGUUCGAGCUGUUCCACGAGCACAAGGACAAGUACCACCCUGGCGAGGACAUCAACCUCAUCGUUGACCAGUGAGCCCCGCCCCC
Frankliniella occidentalis (western flower thrips) is the source of this 1299-nucleotide messenger RNA. RefSeq names its product 2-acylglycerol O-acyltransferase 1-like. Lineage: Eukaryota; Metazoa; Arthropoda; Insecta; Thysanoptera; Thripidae. The transcript has 7 exons. The coding region runs from base 50 to 1288 and encodes 412 amino acids. The record is from RefSeq and is a predicted model, not a curated record. Gene Ontology annotation, biological process: triglyceride biosynthetic process. Gene Ontology annotation, molecular function: diacylglycerol O-acyltransferase activity. Gene Ontology annotation, cellular component: endoplasmic reticulum membrane.